Amaranthus tricolor (Joseph's coat) is the source of this 3947-nucleotide messenger RNA. Its product is annotated as protein PLASTID MOVEMENT IMPAIRED 2-like. The record is from RefSeq and is a predicted model, not a curated record. NCBI's taxonomy places the organism in Eukaryota, Viridiplantae, Streptophyta, Magnoliopsida, Caryophyllales, Amaranthaceae. The transcript is spliced from 2 exons. The coding region runs from base 265 to 2046 and encodes 593 amino acids.
CACAAAUCCAAUCCUACUGGAUAAUGUUAUAAACUUUCAGCUCAUUUCCAUGGCCUAAAAUGAAUGUUUAAAUGACUAAGCAAUACACAGUUUACCUGUUUCAAUACCAACCAAACAUUAUUUUCAUAAUCUUAAACCUCAAAAUCUCAUCCUUCACUGCAUUGUGGUUCUGAAAUGAUCAUCUUACACAUCAUUUCUGUACUAAAAUGAGUGAUUAUAUCAGAAACUACAGCAAUCAAGAUUUAUCGAGCAUUAUUGAUUCGAAUGGAUGAGACAGAACUCGGAAAUGAAAGAACGAUUCGAUCAGUGAAAGCAGCCAUAGAUAUGUAUGGAGGAGGGAAGAUUAAACAAGGUACUAAUGUUGAAAAGAAGUUCCAAAAUGAUGCUGCAUUCUCUAAGAAGCAAUCUUCAAAGGCACAAGAACUUCAUCUUGCAAAGAAUAGGAUCAGCAAAAUCAAAGAAAACAUCAGAAUCGCAGAGUUGGAGAAAUCUCAGGCUGAGUACGAACUCCUGAAGGCGAAAAGAUUAGUCCGGGAGCUAACCUCACAGAUCGAAGAGACAAAAUUGAGAACUAGAGAAUUUAGAAAGGAGAAGAAAGUUGAAGAUGAGCAGUACGAAGAAAUUACACGAGAAUUUGAAGCUGUGAAGCAGGAACUUAGCAAGAUUAAGCUCGAGUUAGAUCGUACAGUAGUAGAAAAAACGCGAGCAGAGAAAGAAGCGGAAGAUGCGGGUUUGAGACUCGAGGAUUACACAGACACAGCGGAAAGAUUGAGAUUAGAGAUUGAAGAAGCUAAUGACGAGGAGGUAUUGGUUGAGCUCGCUGAAAUUCAGGCGCGAAAGGAACUCAAAGAGAUUGAAUCACAGAAAAAUGAAGAAAUGGAAAAAAAAUUGUUACUGAUUGAAGAAACUAGAAAGAAAACCUGUGUGUUGAAGGAUGAGAUCGAGAAAAUGAAAGAUCUUGAAGAAAAAUUCGAGCUAACUAAGUCGGAUUCUGAAGUAUUGCAACAUGAACUGAAUUUGAUCAAACAAAUGGACAGUGGGUUUCGUAGAAAUGAAAAUUUGAGAAGUUUGGCUAGAGAAGUGGAUGCAGCACGAAAAGAGUACGAGGCUAUUAAAACAGAAGGGUUUCAAGUUAUGAGAAGUAUGGAUGUAAUCAGAAAUGAGUUGAAUGAUGUUUUGAAGGAAAAGGGUGAAAUCGAGAAAAGGGAAGCAGAAACCGAGAAGUGUAUAAAGAAACUAAACUCGAAGAUUCUUAGAGCGAAAGAGAAGUUGGAAGCUGCAAAAGCAUGUGAGGAGAAGACGAAGGCCAUGGAACCGACACUUUCGCUUGCGUUGGAGGAGUUGGCGAGAGAAAAGGAAGACGCGAAGAAAGAGGAGUCGAAUUUGAGAAACGAGAUUGAAAACAUUAGGGUUGAAAUCGAUGGAAUCGAGACUAAAACUAGUACAAAUGAGGAGGCCAUGGAAGUAGUAAUUGAGGAGCUUGAAGUAGUUAAAAGAGCAGAAUUAGAUGUGCUUGAAAGACUUAAAACUCUUGCUGAGGAAGUAGCAAGAUCUAGGGCCUCCAAAAGGAAAUCCACCAUUAGAAUAUCGAAAUUUGAGUAUGAUUAUUUGACAGGAUGUGCAGUAGAAGCUUGUGAACUUUCUGACAAGAAAGUAGCAGCGGCUAAUGCUUGGAAGGAAGCGUUAAUGGCAGAGGCGAAGGAGGUGGAAAUGAAAACUGCGCGAGCAGAGAAAGAAGUACGAGAGCUGAAACUGAAGACGGAAGACACAGAACAUGGUGCAGAAAUGGCAAACAAGGAAGUGCAAAACAGAAGACAUAAAGGGAGCAAGAGUCUACAACAUCGAAUAUCAAUGAAAGAGCGUGAUUAUAGCUCAACACCGGGCAGAGAAACAAAAUUCCAGAGAUCUCUUGGAUCUCCGGCCACAACUGCAAGACGAAUGAGCACUUCGAAUUCCUUAACUAUAAGGAGAAGAAGAAAGGUAAUGCUUAAUAUAGCCAAGUACUGUGCAAACGAACACAAUGAAUAUGGGAUCAAGUCACCCUAGUGAUGUAAAUUAAAUUAGUAGGUGAUCUCUUGAAUUCUUGAGAAACUCACUUGUAUUGAUGUGUGGCAUGUCCUAUCUUCAAGUUAGAGAUCAAGAAUUCAGGAACACAAUCCAAUUCCUAAAUAAACAUUGAAUAAUCAUGUGUCUUUACGGUUUGCUACAUUGUGAUUUUCUAUGCUUUUUGAUCACAAGGUAGCAGAGGUGUUUAUUCGGGUCAUCAGAUCAAUUUUGGGUCAUGUGUUUCGGGUCGGUUCAAAAUGAGGUCUUGUGUCCACAUUGAUUUUAUAUUAUUUUGAAUUUAAAUUCAUUUUAAAGUCAGGUUUGGUUCUAAAGUCGGAUAUAUAUUGGAUCAUCGGGUUUGUUUUGAACACCUCUACAAGGUAGUAAACUCAAAAAAUAGGGUUGCAAUAAGACAUACAUAAUAACACUAAAACUUAUAUAUUAACUUGGUAAAUGUCAAAUGAACAAAAUCACAAUGCUUACAAAUAUUCACAGAGGUUAUGAAGCACCUAUUCUUCACAUAAGCUAAAAAUAACAAAAAGAGCAAAAAAAGUGGCUCUUAUACAAACAUGUAUAAGAGCAAUAGAACAACAUAUUGCAUAAAGAAAAGAGAACUUGCAAGAUAAACAGAGAAAAAGAAAAUUACAGUAGUGAAAUCUAUAUAUCUUACUCAAAACUGUUCUCAAAGCAGUGUUUUUCGAUGCUUAGAGUUGACGCUUCGUAUUCUCCAUUUGUAGUUGAGAGAAUCUUUCUGGUAACAUUUGAAGUUGAGAUGAUGAUGUAGGACUAGGACCAGAAGGUUGAGUUUUAUAUAUCUGAGCCCGCAUUGGAUCUUCAUAGUCACCGAAGAUAUUGAAAUUUUCAAUAGGGGAAGGAGUAAUAGGUUGAGCUGGUUGAUUCAUAGAAGGCAAAGUCAAGGGCUGUGUUACCCCAGCAUAUUCAGGUGUUGUAUUCAUAGGUUUAUACCCUUCGUAAACCAUCAAAGGUAUUUGAGGCCGACUAGUAGAAGCAUUUGGUGGCGUUGUUAAAGGAUGCGUCAUAAACUUGCCAUACGGGUUUUGUGUUUGCUCAACGGAUUGUGUUGUAUUGAUAGGUUUAUACCCAUCAUAAACCAUUGAAGGUACUUGAGGUCGACUUAUGGAAUUUGGUGGAGUUGUCGAAGUAUGCAUCAUGGAAGUUUCAUGGGGUUUUUGAGUUUGCUCAAUGGAUUGUGAUGUAUUGAUAGGUUCAUACCCUUCAUACACCAUUGAAGGCGUUUGAGGUCGCCUUGUAGAAGCAUUUGGUGGUACUAUUGAAUUAUGCAUCACAGAAACACCAUAAGGAUUUUUUGUUUGCCCAACAGGCAUCAUGUAGACGGGGUAUGGCUUAUUUAAGAAAUAUUGGUAGUGCUGUUGCGGAUGGACACAAGUCGGAUACAUUGGAGGAUAGGCAACAGGAAUAGAACUCAAAUAAUAUUGCGCGACAUAAUUGGAUUGAGAAGCUUGGUGGUUAAUAUACUGUGCUCGAGGUGAGGAUUGGUGUUCUGGUUGAUUUAUCAGUUUAGGGGUCGUAUAACCAGGAAUAAGAACCUGAAUGGGACUCGGAAUGUCAAUCUGACGAGAACAAUCAGAAGCAUUGCUUUCCGUCUCAAUAAGAUUGACAGAAGCAGGUUUAGAGUCAAAAAUUCCCAAUAGAUCUUGAUACACUACAGCUUGUGGGCUAAAAUGUGGGCUGGGAAGGCUGAAGUCACUGUAACAUAAAAGAAACCAGAAAAGUAUCACAAUCAGUUAUGUGGGGAACAAACACAAUUUACAGACAACUCCAUUGUAUGAGAGCAGAAAUUAACAAUUGAACUUCACAAUAUUCAAUAACAUAAAUAACAACAAAAUGUCAUUACUCCAUUGCCAUUAAAUGGCUCCCAC